Molecule: messenger RNA, 2401 nt
Organism: Lactuca sativa (garden lettuce)
Lineage: Eukaryota; Viridiplantae; Streptophyta; Magnoliopsida; Asterales; Asteraceae
Product: myosin-6
Biological process (GO): protein autophosphorylation
Cellular component (GO): plasma membrane; plasmodesma
Molecular function (GO): ATP binding; transmembrane receptor protein tyrosine kinase activity
Source: RefSeq, a predicted model, not a curated record
GACUUAGUUAUACGAUUUUUCAUCUUCUUCUCCACCGCCAAGAACCACACUUGUCGCCACCACCAGAUUCCACCCUCACACAACGAACCCGGCCCCUGCCUUUCCUUUGUUGCCUGACACUCCGGUAUAAAAAGACAAUGUCUUCUUCUGGGGUGAACUUUGAAAGUUAUCUAAUUCCAUUGGAAGAAAUCAACCGUGCCACCGAAAACUUCAGCCAACAGAGAUGUAUCGGUGCUGGCGGAUUUGGUGUAGUCUAUAAAGGAGAACUCUCAAAACGCUGGCAAAACCUGACAGUUGCUAUCAAACGCCUAGAUCAGUAUAACUACCAAGGAAAGGUUGAGUUCCACAACCAGCUUGAGAUGAUUUCGAAAUUUCACCAUAAAAAUAUCAUCUCUUUUAUUGGCUACUGUGAUGAACACAAUCAGCAGAUAAUAGUUUAUGAGUAUGCUUCCAAUGGAAGCCUUGACCAUCAUCUCCAAGACCCAGAUAAGAGGUGUUGCAUAACAUGGAUACAACGGCUCAAGAUUUGCUUAGGGGCAGCAAGAGGACUCCAUUACCUUCACUCGGGUCUUGGGAAAAGAGUAAUACACGGAGAUGUGAAGAGUGCUAACAUAUUGUUAGAUGGCAAUUUGGUCGCAAAAAUUGGUGAUUUUGGUUUGUCGAAAGUGGGAUCCAGAAUUCAGCGAGAUACCCAACUCUAUACAAGGGUCGCGGGUACCCAGUAUUACUUGGAUCCCACCUACUAUGAAAGCGGCAUCCUUCGAAAAGAAUCAGACGUGUAUUCGUUUGGCGUGGUACUGUUUGAAAUUCUCAGUGGCAUGCUGGUUUAUCUUCAAAGGAGCUUUAGAGAUGCUAAGCAACCGUCUCUGAUGAAUUACACCCGAAAAUACUCUCAGGAACUGGAAAAGCUAAUUGAUCCUCAUAUACGAGAUCAAAUUUACAGUCGUUCUUUUCAUAUCUUCAGCCAAAUAGCAUAUCAGUGCAUUAGUUUGGAUUUAAAGGAACGCCCUACGAUGGAGAUGGUUAUUCAGAGGAUUGAGGAAGCACUACAUAUUCAAAUGGAGGUGAAUGCUACUGUCCUUUGUGAGUGUCUUCUACUAGAAGAUGGAUUCAGUUAUGGAAAACCUGUUGCAGCGUACACAAUAUACAAAUGCCUUCUCCAUUGGAAAACACUUGAAGAUGAAAGAACGCCCGUAUUUGAUAAACUUAUUCACAUUAUUCUUUCAGCAAUUGAGGAUGGAGAUGAUAACAAUCAAAUGGCGUAUUGGAUAUCAAAUGCAUCUACUUUGAUAUUCUUAAUCCAAGAAAGUCUAAAGAAGCGAGUGGCAAUGGCAUCUCAUUCGUCUGUAUCUUCUGGUACCCUUGCUGAGGCUGAGGAUGCAGUACAACAAGUUGAAGCCAAAUACCCUGUUUUGCUUUUUCAGAAGCGGCUCAUUGCAUAUGUAGAGAAAAUGUAUGACGUUAUUCUUAGCAACAUGAACAAAGAAUUGGGAUCAUUAAUUGCCUUAUGUAUGCAGGAUCCUUCCAGGUCCGAGGGAGUUCUAAUAUCAGGACCCUCCUUUGGCAAAGAUUCUCACUUUAAUCAUUGGCAAGGCAUUGUUGAUUGCCUCAACUCUCUUCUCAACACACUGAAAGAAAAUUUUGUGCCUCAGAAAAUUGUUCAGAAGAUAUUUACUCAAAGCUUCUCAUCUAUCAAUGUGAAGAUCUUUAAUAGUCUUCUUCUGCGCCCGGAGAGCUGUUCAUUCAAAAACGGGGAAUAUGUGAAAUCCGGUUUAUUAGAGUUAGAGCUAUGGUGUAGUCAGGCAAAGGAACAGUAUGCAGGCUCAUCUUGGGAUGAACUAAAGCCUAUUAGAGAGGCUAUUGGGUUCUUGACGUUAACUCAAAAAGACCGGAUAUCGUAUCAAGAAAUCACCAAUGAUCUAUGCCCAAUUCUAAGUCUCCAACAACUGCAUAGAAUGUGCACUCUUUAUUGGGAUGAGAAUGCAAACACUCCACGAGUUUCCCAGGAUGUUAUUUCAAUCAUGAGGAUACUGAUGACAGAAGAAUCUAGUAAUUCUAGCGGCAAUUCCUUUUUAAUAGAAGAUAGGUCCAGCGUGACUUUCUCUGUUGAUGACCUAACUACAUCCUUGCAAGUAAAAGAUUACGCAAAUGUUAAGCCUAGUGCAGAACUUUCCAAGAAUCCAACUUUCCAAUUUUUGUACAACUAAUUAAACAUCGGUUUUCAACAUAUUAUGUCUUGUUAAUGUACAACAUGUACAUUUGUUGUAAAUUUGGGGACAAGAAGAAGUUUAAUUGUCAAAUCAUAUGCUUUCUUUUUAGGGCCUAUAAUGGAACUUGUGAUAAACUACAUACAUUUAUAUGGAUUUUAUAGGUUGAUAACUAGGGUUGAUGCAUGUGAUGA